Messenger RNA from Neocloeon triangulifer, 1702 nucleotides. Its product is annotated as glycoprotein-N-acetylgalactosamine 3-beta-galactosyltransferase 1-like. Lineage: Eukaryota; Metazoa; Arthropoda; Insecta; Ephemeroptera; Baetidae. The transcript has 8 exons. The record is from RefSeq and is a predicted model, not a curated record. Gene Ontology annotation, cellular component: membrane. Gene Ontology annotation, molecular function: N-acetylgalactosaminide beta-1,3-galactosyltransferase activity. The coding region runs from base 149 to 1243 and encodes 364 amino acids.
AAGAGUGAGAUUUAUAAAACCACUAAAGCAGUUUUGAUAAUCAGGUAUUGUGUUCUUGUGUGUCUGCGCGAUGCCACCUCGUUUUGCCAUUUGAAGGCCGAAAAGAAAUUUAUUUUCGUUACGACAAAUUUACAUUAUUCAACCACAAAUGGAUGCUGUAUUUAAGCCGCGGCGUUGGACCCCAUCAGUUGCGAUUGUGUUUGCGCUUGGUCUAGCCUUAGGAUUUGCAAUUUGCCAGUUAAAAUCGGUUGAUUUUCCUUCGGCAACGAGAAAUUUGAUUCGGAACGAAGUCGCUGAGAAAAGUUUGAUCCAGAUGAGUCGCGACAAGGAACUAAAUUCUUCACUGGCCAAAGAACUGCUGCUCAGGGUGGAAGAAAUGGAGGCCAGAAAAAUGUCGGAGGACGUCCGCGUUCUUUGCUGGGUGAUGACGACCCCUGAAAAUCACGAAGAGAAAGCAGUUCACGUGAAAGCCACUUGGGGACGACAUUGCAACAAGCUCAUUUUCAUCAGCAACGAGGAGGACGAGAGCCUACCUGCCUUGAAACUGCCAGGAGUUUUUAACAGUUCGCUUGGAAGGCAGGGGCUUUGGAGCAAAACUGUCGCUGCUUUUAAGUACGUGUAUCAAAAUUGCAGUGGCGAAUAUGACUGGGUGAUGAAGGCAGAUGAUGACACUUAUGUAAUUGUGGAAAAUUUGCGCAAAAUGCUUUUGCCAUAUUCGCCGGAAGAUCCGAUUUACUUUGGGUCUAGAUUUCGGCGGUUCACGCCUGAUGGCUUCAUGAGUGGAGGAGCAGGGUUUGUUCUUAGCAAAGAGGCGGUAAGAAGGGUUGUUACGGAAGCAUUUGAUGGGAAGCAUAAAGACUGCAAAUUAAGUACUUAUGAGAGUGAAGCUGAUGACGUCUUAAUCGCGCAGUGCCUCUACCCCGUGGGUGUUAAAAUAGGAGAAUCCCGAGAUGCCCUCGGGAGAAAUCGGUUUUUCCCAUUUGACUCUGAAUGGCACACGCACCCUCACAAUAAAGAUUCAAAGGACUGGUGGUACUGGGACUAUAUUUGGUGGCCAUCCGAUGAGACUGUUGACAAUUGCUCGGAUGAAGUCAUCUCUUUCCAUUACAUGGAUAAAUUCAAAAUGUACAUGAUGGAGUAUCUCGUUUACCAUGUCAGACCUUUCGGUGUGCGUCACUUGCAAAAAUAUGACCUCGAAGCAGCCAAACGAAUAACUGAAAAGGAAAACGCUAUUAAAUCAUGAAAAGUUUAAAAAUUCAGCUUAUGUAAUUUUCAUUUUAAAUACAUAAGUAAAUAAUUUACUUUUUUAUAAGAACUUUCAAAGAAAGAUAAAUUAUUUUUCUUAUAAAAUGAGCAUUAAUUAUGUUUUAGUGAUUUUAAUGACAAAAAAGAGACUUGAAUAUUUAAUUUAAGAACCUUAAAAAUGCAUUCGUAAAUCAUUUCUCAUAAUGACUUAACUUUUUAACAAUUAAUAGCUUAAAAAAAAUACAGUUAUCAAUGAGGCCUGUGAAACGUGCGACUAUUUAAAAAGCCGAGGCACAAGGUUGGUUUUGGUCAGCAUUACAUUAGGCAGCCAGCGUAUUACUCGUGCCUUGCAGGUUGUCUAUCAAGAAGUUUUUCUGAACUCUCGGUUUGAUUAUGAGAUUCGGUUUCACAUCAUUAGUCUCUUAAAUCUUAUAAAUAAAAAUAAAUUUUAUAAUUA